Molecule: messenger RNA, 1844 nt
Organism: Trichomycterus rosablanca
Lineage: Eukaryota; Metazoa; Chordata; Actinopteri; Siluriformes; Trichomycteridae
Gene: cdca5
Product: cell division cycle associated 5
Exons: 6
Coding region: 64-1188 (374 amino acids)
Biological process (GO): positive regulation of exit from mitosis; double-strand break repair; mitotic metaphase chromosome alignment
Cellular component (GO): nucleus
Source: RefSeq, a predicted model, not a curated record
CGGGCGAUUUUGAAACACUGCAGUGGUAUUGAAUGAGCUACACGGACUCUAGAAAUUUGCAGGAUGAGCAGCAGCAGGACACCGCGACCUGUUAGCAGCGGUCAGGGUAGCAAGAACAACAACAUUAGCAAAACAAAUGGAAGCAGCCCACCACAAAGGAAAUCUGCCCGGCUGUCUGGGAAUGAAGAAAACUUGCCUCCUAAAAUUGAGGUUCCCAGUGUGCCUGUUAAACGGUCCAUCCUAGUGCGAAAAAUUGCACCAAGGAAAACCCAGAUUACAUCAGAACCAACCAAUGAAAAUGAGGAAAGAUCAUCCAUUGUUGGCAGAAAAAGAUCCAAAGGCUCGAGUCCAAAACAAGCCGAGACGACUACAUCCAAGCCUACAGUCCUCUCUCCUAUUCAGUCCCCUGCACCCCCUCUUUCUCGGUCCAGUUCUGGGAGAAAAAGAUCAAAAGGCUCGAGUCCAAAGCAAGUCGAGACGGCUACAUCCAAGCCUACAAUCCUCUCCCCCAUUCAGCCUCCUUCCUCCCUUCCUCCUAGAUCCAGUUCUGGGAGAAAAAGAUCAAAAGGCUCGAGUCCAAAACAAGCCGAGACGACUACACCCAAGCCUACAAUCCUCUCCCCUAUUCAGCCUCCUUCCUCCCUUCCUCCUAGAUCCAGUUCUGGGAGAAAAAGAUCAAAAGGCUCGAGUCCAAAACAAGCCGAGACGACUACACCCAAGCCUACAAUCCUCUCCCCUAUUCAGCCCCCUGCAUCCCCUCCUCCUAGACCCAUAGAACCAGAGCAGGACCCCGUGUGGUCCAACAAAGUCCGCCGCUCGUACAGCCGCUCGAGCAUGAAUGACCGCUCUUUCGAGAGCCCCAAACCUCAGUCCGCCUCAUCCCCCUCUCGCCGGGAGACGCUGUUCGGCUUCGAGAAGCUUCAGACCCCUGAGGUGAUCCGUAAAGCCGACGUGUCAAAGGGAGCGUCGUCUUCUAUUGGUGUGGGAUCCUUCAACCUGUCGGCAGCUAACGACAGUGUCUGUAACACGCCAGAGCCUGACCUGAACAUCCCUGGUGUUUGCUUGGUAAAGAAGAACACUCGGAGGAAGAGGGUUCAGCAGAUAAAGAUGUCAGAAUUGGACGUUCUAGCUGCACAGAUGAAUGCUGAGUUUGAAGAAGCUGAGUGUUUCGAGCUGGUGGUGGAGUGAAACCACACAACAGUUAAACAGACAACAGAGUCAGAUGCACACACACACAAACAGACUGGACUGUAACUGAUCUUGCCUCGGUGUAUCACAUGAGCGCAUUGCUUGUUUUGGCGGUCAUCUGUGUAAACGACAUUAAUCAAGUUUGCUUCAUCUGUCCUCGGGUUAAGGUUGGAACAGAACGGAAUAAGCCAUUGCAUUAGGGUUCACUUUGCUCAGGCAUUUACUGGGAUAUUUCUGGCUUUUCACUGUCCUUUUAAGCAAAACAGUCCAGAUCUGAUUUAUUUAACUGCUGUUAUACUAUAUGGCCAAAAGUGAAUGGACACACCCGCUUAUUAUCGGGGUCAAUUAUUUUAGCCACACCUGUGAGCACAAAUAUAGGACAAAUUUUGCUUCCAAUUGCAACAAUUUAUGCACUUAGCCAGGUCUUUAAAGUCAUGGCUUGACUCAGAUCUCACAAAUGCUUUGGAGAGUGAAUUGACACAAUUUCCCCCCUCUCACACACACUUCAAAUUAACAUGCUGGCCAGUCCCAUAUUCAUACAUAUGGUUUUGGAAGAAGGUGUCCACCUACUUUGGCCAUAUAGUGUUUUUUUGUUUUGUUUGCUAUACUGAUGUACACUGAUCAGCCAUAACAUUAAAACUACUUCCUUGUUUCUA